Podarcis raffonei (Aeolian wall lizard) is the source of this 1017-nucleotide messenger RNA. It is a transcript of the gene PSMB8, whose product is annotated as proteasome 20S subunit beta 8. Gene Ontology annotation, molecular function: threonine-type endopeptidase activity. Gene Ontology annotation, cellular component: proteasome core complex. Bases 70 to 903 code for a protein of 277 amino acids. Lineage: Eukaryota; Metazoa; Chordata; Lepidosauria; Squamata; Lacertidae. The record is from RefSeq and is a predicted model, not a curated record. The transcript is spliced from 6 exons.
CACGGAGAGGAAACACGGGUCGGGCGCUGCCGCUUUCGCUUUCACCGAGAAGAAAGAGGCGAAGCGGCGAUGGCGCUCCUCGACGUUUGCAGGCUGGAGCGCGGCGCCUGGGACUGGAACCCGCUGGGAGGAGCCGCCACCCCGCGGCCGGGGGCACCCGGGCAUUACGCCUUCGGGGCAGAGAAGCCCCAGAUCGCCGUGCCCCCUGGGAGGCAGCCUUCUGAGUUCCUGCAGACCCACUGCGAGGGCAGCGGCAGCAACGGGCAGCGGAUUGAGCUGGAGCAUGGCACCACCACCAUGGCCUUCACUUUCCAGCAUGGCGUCAUCGUCGCCACCGAUUCCCGGGCAUCGUCCGGCAGCUACAUCAGUGCAAAGGUGGCCAACAAAGUCAUUGAGAUCAACCCCUACUUGUUGGGCACCAUGUCUGGGAGUGCUGCAGAUUGCCAGUACUGGGAGCGACUCCUGGCCAAACACUGCAGGUUGUACUACUUACGCAACAAGGAGCGAAUCAGCGUCUCGGCUGCUUCCAAACUGCUGGCCAACAUGCUUGUUGAGUACAGGGGGAUGGGGCUGUCUGUGGGGAGCAUGCUGUGCGGCUGGGACAAGAAGGGACCUGGACUUUACUACAUAGACGAUAACGGGGUACGCCUGGGUGGCCCCCUCUUUUCCACGGGAAGUGGGAACUGCUAUGCCUAUGGGAUCCUGGACAGCGGCCAUCGCCCCGAUCUCAGUGUGGAGGAGGCCUACGAACUCGGCAGGAAGGCCAUCUCGUACGCAACCCACCGCGAUGCCUACUCAGGCGGUGUGGUGAACAUGUAUCACAUGAAGGAAGACGGCUGGAUCCGGGUCGGGCGCACAGAUGUCAGCGAUCUGCUCCACCAGUACGCCGAAGCCAAGAAGUGAGCGGCCGGGAACCACGAGGAACGUCGGCUGUGCUUCAACACUCAGGGGCGAAGGGCAGAAAGGGACAGAGCUACAUUUAUGACGGGGCAGCAAUAAAGUAUUUUCACUGAUAAA